AUGGAAGCAACUUUCGAUUUGCUGCCCGAUGUUUCGAUCGAAGGCACUUGCCCGACUGGCCCCUCGGGCAACUGGGGAAGCAAGGGAGAGUACAGUACUGUCACUGCAAUUAAUAAUAUCGACAACUUCGUGAAGCAAUGGGAGAUUAGCGAGCAAUGGCUCCGCUGCACUGAUUAUCUGGGAGAAACCGACGAAGAGUUUUCAACACUGCACACUUACCGAGUUCGAUUUUCCAUUCCAACGAAAAUGAAUCCGAUUCCACGAGCAUCUGCAUCCGUUUACUUUUUCAUCAGAGUUUCAAAAACAGAACCAGACAACUAUCCUGUUGAAGUCGUCUAUCAAGUUGAGGGCAAUCGUCUCGUCUUCCAGCCUGGCCGUCAUGUGUUCCGAGAAAAGUGGCUCCACGACGUCCUCAGAUCUAAAAAGACCAUGCUCGAGCACGUCGAUUUCUAA
Molecule: messenger RNA, 453 nt
Organism: Oikopleura dioica
Lineage: Eukaryota; Metazoa; Chordata; Appendicularia; Copelata; Oikopleuridae
Source: the annotation of a GenBank genome assembly